GCCCGGUUGUAAGCGGAUUAGCAGCCACAUGACCACCCUCCCCUCACUACCACCGCCCCGGAGCCUCCCGCUGACGGUCGGUCGGGGCGCGGACGUGCGCGACAGAGGUCAGGCGCAGCACGCUCUUCCCCAGUCAUCCUCCCGACCGGCCCAGCACCAGCAGACGAGCACAAGCAAGCAAACUAGCCGUUACCAGUGGCCUGACCUGACUUUACUGUGCCUUAAAAUGCGAAAAGUAAUCCGUUUCUGCUAAGUAUCUUUUGAUUUAAUCACCGUUACUCUGAGGAGUUUUGUUUUUAGGACUAUUUUUAAAGUAUAUUUGCUCAAGGAGCCUUUGGAUUACUGAACAACUCGAAGUGUGACAGAUAACAAAGAGGCCCCAGGGCCCCGGCACUGAAAGCUGGCUGAACUUUUGAACCGCGGAGCUGGGAAACACUGCUCCUGCGGCAAGCCGAAGUGGAUUUCCUCACGCCUGCGGGGCCCGAGUGACCUGCCGAUGCAAAGGCCUCCUUCCUCAGCGUUCCCUCGCCAACGCUAUCCCUGCGAAUAACACGCCAAAGAGAUGGAGUUUUUAACCCUUUCUCCAGAGAUCCACUGCUUUUCAGAAUUACUUGACUCCAGUGAUGGCGAUGAAGAUGAAAUGCUAGUAUGUGAAGAAGAUUUAGAACUUAAUCCUUUCGAUGGCUUGCCUUACUCUUCCCGUUACUAUAAACUUAUGAAAGAAAGAGAAGAACUUCCAGUAUGGCAAGUGAAAUACACUUUUAUGGAAAGUUUGCUUCAUAAUCAAAUCGUGAUUGUGUCAGGAGAUGCUAAGACUGGCAAGAGCUCUCAGAUUCCUCAGUGGUGUGCUGAGUACUGCCUUUCUGUCCACUAUCAACACGGUGUAGUCGUAUGCACCCAGGUGCACAAGCAGACAGCAGUGUGGCUGGCGUUGCGUGUAGCUGAUGAAAUGGAUGUCAAUGUUGGCCAUGAAGUGGGUUAUUUUGUCCCAUUUGAAAACUGCUGUACAGCAGAAACUAUCCUGAGAUACUGUACAGACGAUAUGCUACAAAGGGAAAUGAUGUCUGUUCCUCUUCUGAACUACUAUGGAGUCAUCAUCUUGGAUGAUGUGCAUGAAAGAACUGUUCCAACUGAUGCAUUACUUGGCCUUCUUAAAGUUGUCUUGGUAUCACGACCAGAACUGAGGCUGGUAAUACUCACUGCUCCUCACAUGUCCAGCAAACUGCAGAAUUACUAUGGUGCUGUCCCCUUCAUAAGAGUGGAAAACAAACACCGCACAGAGGUUGUAUACACUUGUGGCAUUCAGAAAGACCAUUUUCUGUCUGCACUAAGACUGCUCUUUGAGAUACACCAUACAAAAGAGAAGGGUGAUAUUGUGAUCUUUCUGGCGUGUGAACAGGAAAUUGAGAAAGCCUAUCAAAUUAUCAGACAAGAAGAGUCUAAUUUAAAUCCUGACCUUGGAGAACUCAUCCCAAUUCCUUUAUACCCAACAAGAAAAGACCUCAUUACCAAACCAAACCUAGAUAAACCAAAAUGCUGCAAAGAGUACAGAAGAAAAGUGCUACUAACCACAAGUUUCGGAGAAUCUUUAGUUUGGAUUAAAAAUGUAACAUUUGUCAUUGAUGUCGGAGUUGAAAGAAGAAAGGUAUACAAUCCUAGAAUCAGAGCAGACUCUGUUAUAACGCAGCCUAUCAGCAAAAGUCAAGCAGAGAUGCACAAACAAAUUCUGGGAAUGUCUUCAUCAGGAAAACUUUUCUGCUUGUACCCUGAAGAAUUUACAUACAAAGAAAUGAAACCACAUCUACCAGCCAAAAUACAGGAAUCAAACCUAACUAGCAUGGUUCUCUUCCUAAAGAGGAUGGAUAUAGCAGGCUUAGGACACUGUGACUUCAUAAGCAGGCCAGCUCCUGAAAGUCUAAUGCAGGCUUUGGAAGACCUUGAUUAUCUAGCAGCCCUGGAUAAUGACGGAAACCUUUCAGAAUUUGGAAUUAUCAUGUCAGAAUUUCCUCUGGAUCCGCAACUGUCAAAGUCAAUUUUGGCUUCAUGUGAAUUUGAAUGUGUUGAUGAAAUGCUCACCAUUGCAGCCAUGGUAACAGCUCCCAAUUGCUUCUCACACGCACCUCCUGGAACAGAAGAGAUUGCUCUUACUUGCUGGCGAAAAUUCUCGCACCCUGCGGGAGAUCACUUUACUCUUAUCAAUGUCUUCAAUGCUUUCAAGGAAGCCAGUGGAAACUCCACAAACCAAUACUACAGUAAUGAGAAAUGGUGUCGUGAUUAUUUUCUAAGCUGUUCCGCACUGAGGAUGGCAGAAACUAUUAGAGCUGAACUAGUAGAGAUUAUGAAGCGCAUUGAACUUCCCAUUUCAGAACCGGACUUUGGAUCAGAAGAAAAUAUACUAAGCAUAAAGAAAUCUCUUGUAUCUGGUUACUUUAUGCACAUUGCUCGUGAUGUAGAUGGCUCAGGAAACUACUUAAUGCUAACACACAGACAAGUAGCUCAGCUUCAUCCUUUCUCAUCGUAUUAUAACACCAGAAGGAUUCCUGAGUGGGUUCUAUUCCAUGAGUUUAGUAUAUCAGAAGACAAUUCUAUCAGAGUCGUCUCCGAGAUAUCACCUGAUCUAUUCGUGGAGCUGGCACCUCAGUAUUAUUUUACCAAUCUUCCUCCUAGUGAAAGUAAGGAUAUUCUGCAGGAAGUGAUCGAUCAUUUGUCACCUGUUUCAACAACGAAGGAGGAACAGAAAACUAACUAUGACAAAAAAGAAUGUGGAACAUAUCCCCAAAGUCCCACUGAGCAAAGAUGUAUGAUUCAAUGA
This is a messenger RNA of Dromaius novaehollandiae (emu), 2812 nucleotides long. It is a transcript of the gene DHX32, whose product is annotated as DEAH-box helicase 32 (putative). Gene Ontology annotation, cellular component: spliceosomal complex; intracellular anatomical structure. The record is from RefSeq and is a predicted model, not a curated record. The coding region runs from base 563 to 2812 and encodes 749 amino acids. Gene Ontology annotation, molecular function: RNA binding; helicase activity. NCBI's taxonomy places the organism in Eukaryota, Metazoa, Chordata, Aves, Casuariiformes, Dromaiidae. The transcript has 11 exons.